CUACACUCACCCACCCACGCAUUACUCUCCAUCACCGCCGCUUUCGCCUCCAUAUGGCCUCCGCUUCCCCGUCCUCCUCCGCUGCUGCUGGUGCUACGGCUAGCCCCGCCGCCUCCCCAUUCCCAUUCCCGGCCGUUCCCCCUCGUUCUCUUCCUCACUCAUCCCGCCGCUUCCCCCCUCCCUGCUGGUCCUACGAAGAUACCCUAGCCCUCAUCGACGCCUACGGCGAUAAGUGGCAUUCCCUCGGCCGUGGAAACCUCCGUGCCUCACACUGGGACGAUGUCGCAGCCGCCGUUGCACGCGAGUGCCCCUCUUCCUCCGCCGUACCCAAAACCUCCGUCCAGUGCCGCCACAAAAUCGAGAAGCUCCGCAAGCGCUACCGAUCAGAGAAGCAGCGAUCACUUUUCUCCUGGCUUUACUUCCGUAAGAUGGACGCCAUGGAGCGCGGCGCGGCGGCAGCGGAGGAAGCUGGUCUUCGGUUCACGAUACCCAAGGCUGUACGCUCUAAGCUAGUUGGAUUCCGACCGAGUCCAAGGGCUGCGAUCAAGCCGGUGUUGGAGGAGAUGCGAAGGCGAGUGGAGGAGAAGAGGAUGAAGAUGAGGAGGAAUGACGAUGGGAUCCGGGAUGUGGCUUCUGCACUUGGUAUUUUUGGGGAGGAAUUUUUUAGAAUGGAGCAGAUGAAGGUGGAUGUGUCGAGGGAGAUGGAAAAAAUGAGGAUGGAGAUGGAAUUGAAGCGGACCGAAAUGAUUUUGGAUUGUCAGCGACAGAUCGUCGAAACCAUGGUUCACAGAUUUAUGGGGAAGUAGCGUCUUUGUUGUUCUUGAGGGAAAAAGACACCGCCAUUUUUUAAGGGAAAUAUUUGCGUACGUAAUACGCUUUAAAGCGGUAAGUGUAUGUAAUUAUAUUGCUUUUCAACUCGAUGAAGAACUGGUUUACGCUCGAGGAAAAAUCUGGGCUUUGACAGAUUUACUAGGGUUACCGUUUAGCUUUGUAGAACAAAGGUUAAUUGUCUUCUUUGGGUGAGUAAGACGCAUUCACUUUCUUCUGUAUUUCAAUCAUCUCUGGUUCAUUCUUGUUGUUUUCCUUUUAUUUUAUUUUUUUCUGGCAAUA
Molecule: messenger RNA, 1110 nt
Organism: Phalaenopsis equestris
Lineage: Eukaryota; Viridiplantae; Streptophyta; Magnoliopsida; Asparagales; Orchidaceae
Product: trihelix transcription factor ASIL1
Exons: 1
Coding region: 54-806 (250 amino acids)
Cellular component (GO): nucleus
Molecular function (GO): transcription cis-regulatory region binding
Source: RefSeq, a predicted model, not a curated record